AUGAGCCAUCAUCAUCACCAUGCGGGUGCACACAAGUACCGGCUGAAGGUGACCGCAGGCGCAGACUAUGAUCCUGACACUCACCAAGUCGUGCCGGUCAACGGCGAGACCUUGCGAAUCGACAACGAUCACGCAACCGUGAGUCUCUGUGUACGGAUCCGAGACUACGCUGAGAGUCCAAGGAUCGUACUGAUUGGUAGUAAACCAGGAUACCCUGACAAUUCACCAUCCACGAGCUCCUACUUCAAACAUCCCCUUCACACAAAGGACCAAUAUUCCAUCAGCUUCUCUAUCAUCUUCAAGGAACACGUCAACGGGAAUGAUCUGAUCUUUGGCAACGAUUUCGAUCGCCCGAUCCGCGAUCGCCUGCCGCCGGGCUUCAACGUUGCUCUACGCAUAGUGAGGUGGACCCUCGACCCCACCAUCGAGGGCGACGCCUACGCCGACCAGCCGUACCUUUUUAGCCCGGCUCUCGCGACAUGGAAUCAAUUUCAGAUCGGAAAGAUGAUCCAAAAGUCAGACGAGGUGCCGGCCUUACACGACGAAGUUGUUCAAGAAGGCGCUGACACGGCCGAGGGAACCGAAGUACGCCACCGGUUACAUAUCCCUAGUACGGUCGAUGCACGCAGAAGACAUUUCCAAGAUGAGGCCAAUCGACAAGCUUUCGACUUCGAGCCGGGAAGACUGUAUCUUGCCAAUUUCGGGAAUCCCUAUCUGGCUUUCAGCGAUUUCUCUCUUCGUCUCCCGGGCUUCACCCUCCACGCGAUGCAGUAUGUCGACGAGAAGAACCAUGAUCUGCGGUAUGUGCUGAAGGACUCGAGGACGGGCCGCGUUUACUUGGUGGUGCUGUUCACGCUGGUUCUGCGUGGCACGGACCAGGAACCGGCGCAUAAAGAACAGGUCACUAAAGGACUAGAUGAGGUUAAGGCGAAGAACAAAGAAAGUAACGGGAGUCUGGGGAAAUUCGAAUGGGAGUCAUCGUCAUCAGCCGGAUAUUGA
Molecule: messenger RNA, 999 nt
Organism: Penicillium alfredii
Lineage: Eukaryota; Fungi; Ascomycota; Eurotiomycetes; Eurotiales; Aspergillaceae
Product: DUF1769 domain-containing protein
Exons: 3
Coding region: 1-999 (332 amino acids)
Source: RefSeq, a predicted model, not a curated record